UGUACUAUCUUGAGAAAGGUUCUUUAACAAAGUAAACAAAAAAAAACCCUUCACAAAGCUUAAAAGAUAAUGGCAACAGAAUUUGACUCUUACAGUGAGCGCAAGGCUUUCGAUGAGACAAAAGCAGGCGUGAAAGGCCUCGUUGAUGCUCAAAUCACUGAAAUUCCUCGCAUCUUCCACGAUCCUUUAGGUACCUUGAACGACAAGAAAGCUCCUGUUGCUAACUCGGAAUUCGCAAUCCCUAUCAUCGACUUUACAGGCGUUCACGGGGACGCAGCCUCGCGUGAAGCCGUCGUCAAGAAGGUCAAAGACGCCGCGGAGAAGUGGGGAUUCUUCCAGGUGAUCAACCAUGGUGUUCCUUUGACCGUUCUUGAAGAGAUCAAAGAUGGAGUUCGUAAGUUUCAUGAGGAAGAUAUCGAGGUGAAGAAAUCUUACUUCUCCCGCGACUUCAGCAAGAAAUUUGUCUACCACAGCAAUUUCAAUCUGUAUAGCUCGUCGUCUAUUAACUGGAGAGACACAUUCGGUAUUUACAUGGACCCAAAACCUCCACAGCCUGAGGAGAUCCCAGAAGCCUGCAGGGAAGGUGUCCUUGAAUACUCGAAGCAUGUGAUGAGCUUAGGUGGUUUACUCUUUGAACUUCUCUCGGAAGCACUUGGUUUGAGCUCUGAUACCCUUAAGAGCAAGGGUUGCAUGAAGGGUGUGCUUAUGCUCAGCCAUUAUUACCCUCCCUGUCCACAACCUAAACUAACUUUGGGAACAAGUAAGCAUUCAGACAACUCCUUCCUCACUGUUCUUCUCCAAGACCAGAUCGGUGGUCUUCAAGUUCUUCAUCAAGACUGUUGGGUCGAUGUCACACCUACUCCCGGGGCACUCGUCAUUAACAUCGGAGAUUUCUUGCAGCUGGUAACCAACGACAGGUUCAUAAGCGUGCAGCACAGGGUGCUCGCAAACAAAGCUGGACCAAGGAUUUCAGUCGCGAGCUUUUUCAGCACGAGUAUGCAUCCAAAUCCAACAGUUUACGGACCAAUGAAAGAGCUGUUGUCUGAAGAGAACCCUGCGAAAUACAGAGACUUCACUAUACCUGAGUAUUCAGCUGGAUACCUAAAGCAAGACAUCAAUGACGAAUCGCAUCUGGCCUAUUUUAAGAUAUGAAAAGCUCAUAAAGAGUAAACUCCAUUGCUUGACUUAUAAUAUAUAUGUCAUAUACGAGUCUCUUGCAUCUGUUGGGUCGGUCCUUGUCUUCUUUUUCCAUAUUAAGCUAUUUUUCCUCUUAGCUCUCCCUUAAUAAAGUAAUGUAGUACCAGAAAGAAAUAAAGAAUUGUGUGUGUUUGUCAGCUUAAAUGUCCACCCUUGAGUAUGGUGAAAUCUUUGUGUUUAAUCUAAAUUUAUAGAAAGCUGGUGGUUGUCUAUCAGCAUAAAAUAAUUUUCCCUUU
This is a messenger RNA of Eutrema salsugineum, 1433 nucleotides long. Its product is annotated as 1-aminocyclopropane-1-carboxylate oxidase homolog 6. The record is from RefSeq and is a predicted model, not a curated record. The coding region runs from base 70 to 1152 and encodes 360 amino acids. The transcript has 3 exons. NCBI's taxonomy places the organism in Eukaryota, Viridiplantae, Streptophyta, Magnoliopsida, Brassicales, Brassicaceae.